AUGGGUUGUAUAGCACCAAAAUCAAAAAACACACAAAAAAAAACAUCUGAUGACAAUCUCAAUUCAAAAAGAGAUGGCUUUCAAUCAAGCCGACUUAUAAAGGUGGAAUCCAAAGAUCAAUUAGCCUUUCAUCCUUCACUUUUUGUAGGUCGGCGUAAAGGAAACAUUGAGGAACAUUAUUCAUUUGAAAAAGCGAUAUAUGCAGGCUCAUACGGAGAAGUCAGACUUGCUUCAAAUAAAAUUACAGGCUUGAAAAGGGCUAUCAAAACGAUUUCAAAGGAAAACAUAGGUAAAGAUACGAAGCUCCGUGCUCGAUUUUUUACGGAAAUUGAAAUUCUCAAACAAAUGGAUCAUCCCAAUAUCAUAAAGUUAUACGAGUUCUAUGAAGAUGACUCAAAUUAUCAUUUAGUGACUGAAUAUGUGCCAGGAGGGGAAUUGUUUGACUAUAUUAUAAAAAGCAAAAUGCUGUCAGAACCAAUAGCAGCCCAAUUUAUGAGGCAGCUUCUCAGUGCUGUAGCAUAUUGCCACCAAAACAACAUUGUCCAUAGGGACUUAAAACCAGAAAAUUUGCUAAUAGAUGCGCAGUCUCAUGAAGCAACUUUGAAAGUUAUCGAUUUCGGGUUAUCUGCGUUUUUUGACUCAAAAGUGAGUAUGACCAAGAAAUAUGGGACCUCAUAUUAUGUUGCUCCAGAAGUUUUGCGGAGAAGCUACAAUGAAAAAUGUGAUAUGUGGAGCUGUGGAGUGAUUUUGUAUAUACUGCUGUGUGGGCGACCUCCAUUUAAUGGAAGCAGUGGCCCACAAAUUGUCAGAAGAGUUCAAAAAGGAGAAUUUUCCUUUGACAGCCCAUCAUGAGAAGGGGUAACUCCAAUGGCAAAAAAGCUAAUAACAAGAAUGCUUGACUAUGACCCAGGCACCCGAAUCUCCGCAAACGAAGCUGUUCAAGACGAAUGAAUGAUCUAUAACGCCUCAACUAUUCCAAGAGAUGAAAACAUCGCCCAAAUUUCUCUCCAAAACCUCAAAACUUUUCGAGUUGAACAAAAAUUACAACGCGCCGUUUUAACCUACAUUGCCUCCCAAAUCAGCAACAAAGAAGAAAUCAAAAAGUUAGGCGAAGCUUUCCGAGACAUGGACACAAAUGGUGAUGGCAAACUAAGCAAAGAAGAAGUCCUUGAAGCCUUCUAUUCUUUAGGUGGAAAUGGAUUCAGCCAAAAAGACAUUGAAGAUAUCAUAAAGCAAGUCGACGUGAAUAACUCGGGAUUUAUCGAUUAUACAGAGUUUAUCAUGGCUACAGCAAGAAAAGAAAGCUUGUUGUGCAUAGAAAACCUCGAUUCUGCCUUUAGCGCGUUCGAUGAAGAUGGGAGUGGUAAAAUCAGCGCAAUUGAGCUAAAAAAUAUUUUUGGAAAAGAGCUAAUUGCUACAGAUGAGGUCUGAAAAGACAUGAUCGCUGAGGUAGAUGAGAAUGGUGACGGAGAAAUCGACUUGAAUGAGUUUCGAACGAUGAUGCAACACAUUUUUGAUGAUAGACCAUAA
Molecule: messenger RNA, 1530 nt
Organism: Blepharisma stoltei
Lineage: Eukaryota; Ciliophora; Heterotrichea; Heterotrichida; Blepharismidae
Source: the annotation of a GenBank genome assembly